GCCAGACACGAGACGGACCGGACGCGGGAGCACAGCAGCUCGCUGAUUUGGUGAGAUAAAAAUGAGGAAACCUCCCCGCAGGAUGCAGGUUACUCUCAAUCCUUUGACUACGAGGAAGAUACAUUUUAGGUUAUCUUCCCCUGGGCAUAAAUCUACCAGCAUCUGAUACUGAACGUUUUGUGCUUGUGCUCCCAUGGCUCCAAUGACACAGCAGUUUUGUACAGGAAAUGUCGCACUACAGCGGGCACCUAGUCCAUGUCUAAAUCGAUGUCCGGAGUACAACGCCUUGGCCGAGCAGUACCAGAGGGAACGGAGGUUCUUUUGGCCGUCGGGAAAAUGGCAACCGAUACGGCGGCCACCGAGUUCUUCGGGUUGCAGUGAGUGGGGAUCUUGCAUUAAGUUAAGUUUCCUCUGCAUUGGGACGCCAAGGCGUCUGUUCCGUUUGCUAUACUGCUUAUAUAUUUACCUUCAGAACCGUAAAGGAAGGAGACUAAUGUUCUGAAUUAUACCUUACGUGCAGCUGGAGUUGAACUUAUCUACGUGUUAAAGAGAAAUACUUGAUGGGUAGCGGAAAUUGGAAAUUAUGUGAAUUUUCCUAUUGCGCUUGCCCAGGUGACCUAUUUAAAAGAAAUUUAUUUCACCUUUAUUAUUCAAGUGCCCUUUUUUAAAUGAAACUGAUUUUACCUUUUAUUACUGAAGUGGUCACAGCUAGUAUAGAAGUUAUGAGAAGUUCUUGUUUGCAAGUAAUUCAAUCAGAAAGGUUUUGUCUAAUGUAUUUUUCUGACUUGUGUAUCCUGUUCAAAAGAAACUUAUUUCACCUUUAUUAUUCAUGUGCCCUUGUUAAAUGAAACUGAUUUUACCUUUUAUUAUUGAAGCGCUUACAGUUAGUAUGGAAGUUCUUGUUAGCACCUAAUUCAAUUAGAAAGGUAUUAUGUAAUGUAUUUUUCUGACUUGUGAAUAAGAAACACUUGUACAAAAUUUUUGGUAAAUUUUGGGUUAAACUGUUGAUCAGUAAUAAAUUAGUUGUAUCUUGCAAGUCCUCUAUACUUGUUAUUAUUUCACUUGUCACCGGUUUGCACGUAAACUCCACGUUGCAAUCGUCUGCUUGAAAGUGAAGUUAAACUGACAAACAUUGUUUUAACCCUUUCCUGAGCCGUGGGAAACAUGCUUCCCACUACAAUGAACUCGCUCCUAGUCCCGUGGGAUUCACAGUUCCCACCUCUGUACGGUGUUACCGCCUAGUGAACAGUAUAGGGUACUACUUCCUAUCGGAAGUUCCCGCCGUUGUUGCUGUACCUUCGCGCAGACGCAUUGUAUAGCUGAGUGUCGCUCUGUAGAGGAGCCUUUCAGUGCUGUUUGCGUGACAUUUUGUGAUUUUUUCCCUCAAACCUAUAGUAUAAGGUAAAUACUUUUGAUUUAGCCAAAUUUAUGAAGCAGCAGGUAAAAUUGGAACCAGGAGAAUUCCAGUUUGAAACAAAAGGAGCCAUUUCUGCAGCAAAAUGGACGGAUAACCAUCCAGUCACUUUCCUGUCCUCAAUUCAUGACCCAUGAGAAACAGCCACAGUGAAAAGGAAAAACAGAGAUUUCUUGUCCUGAUGUUGUGGAAGAAUACAACAAAAUAAUGGGUGGUGUCGAUAAGUUUGAUCAAUUACGAGAAAGGUAUGCUAUUGGCAGACAUUCUGUAAAAUGGUGGCACAGAAUAUUUUAUUUCCUGGUGGAUGUUGCUGCAGUGAACAGUUUUAUCCUGUGGAAAGUUAGUAAAAGAGGAAGUGUACAGCAUGAUCAGCUCACAUACAGGAUCCAUCUAGUCAGACAAUUGAUCGCUCGCUUCUCAUCCCAAAAAAGGCGUGGACAAAACCCUGUCUUUCUGGCAAAAAGGGGUAAAGUACCUGAAGAUUUUCGUCAUGUGGCUGUAGGGGAGCAUCAACCCAUUUUAAGAGAAACCUAAGCUGCGGAAAACAGCACUCGCUGUGUUUGUACAUACUGUCAAAUACCACUUUGCAUAGACCCAUGUUUCAGAAAAUUUCAUGGCAAGUAAUUGUGAACAAUCAUUGUAACAAGAGAAGUAAAUUUAUCAAACAAAUAUGACAUAUAUUGAAAAAGUUGUUUUUGUCAUUUAACUCCAUAGAAGGGCAGUGGGAAGAAUACUUUCCACCUUGUUGUGUGACAUCACUUUCACAGUUGGAGCAAAUUUGAUAUUCUGUAUGAUAAAUAUACCUAUCUGUUAACUACUAUCUGAUCUCCAUUCCUCAAAAAAACCUGCGCCCACGGAAGGGUUAACGUGUACGGCAUAUGCGUGGCUAGAUGAGAGCGAUUUUGUCAAACGAGUUUGAUCGUUUUGCGGGGGGCUUCAAGACAGGCUCGCCCACAGCGUGCAAAUACGACCGAACUUCCAGCCCGGCGCGGAGAAAGCCCGACGAGUAGCGCGCAAGGUCGAGGCCGAGCCGCCGAUGGCGCAGUCUGUUCCAGAAGGUCUGUUUCCGGACGACCGGCCGUGACGUCGCGGCUCGCAAUUGGACGGCUCGACUCGGCGACCGGGCGGGCCACUCUCUCGCCUAUAUAGAAGCUGGCGGAGCGGCGCGCGCGCGCCAGUGGCGGCAUGGCGUACUACCGACGCAACACGCUGCGCUGCGAGUUCGCGGGCGGCGCCGACCGGCCGACGGAGCGCGAGGUGCACCGCUGGGUGCGCACGCAGCUGCGCGUGCCCGACUGCGAGCUGAAGGCGCUGCAGCUGCACACCCAGCACGCCGUCGCCUUCCUCAAGCUGCGCUCGGACGCCGCCUUCCUGCAGCUGGCGGAGCGCCUCUGCGGCGGCGCCGCGCUGCAGCUGCAGUCGGGCAAGCUGACGCCCGUGCGCGUCUCCGUGGCCGACGACGACGGCGGCGUCGAGGUGCGCGUCUUCGACGUGCCGCUCGAGGUGCCGGACGCCGAGUUCCGGCGCGCGCUGGCGCCCUACGGCAAGGUGUGCCACGUGCGGCGCGAGGUGUCGGCGCCCGGAUGCGAGUACCGCGUCGCGACGGGCGUGCGCUCCCUGCGGCUGGUGCCUCUCGACGGCGCCGGCCCCGGCUGGGACCCGCCGCUGCAGCUGCCGGCGACGCUGGAGAUCGGCGGGCACUGGGGGGCGCUGCAGCUGAGCCGCGAGGCGUCGUGGUGCGCCACGUCGAGCCGCGAGGACGGCGCCUGCCGCGGCUGCGACGCCGGGUCGCCGGUGCGGCCGCCGCGCCGCUGCCCCAGGGACGUGGCGCUGGUGCGCGCCUUCCUGGCGCACAGCGGCGAGUGGCCGCCGCCCGAUGACGUCACCGGCGCCGCGCCCGCCGAGGAAGCCUGCCACCUGGAGCAGCGGCGCGCCGCGUAGCCGCCCGGCACUCUCUGCCCCGCAGGGCGGGAUACCGAACGGGUCGCCGCUACCGGCGCUCACUUCACUGCAAUCGCCCACAGCAGCGAAGAGGUCAGCAGAGCUGAUCGUCCAAUAUCAACCUGAGCCGUCUGUUCACCACACUCUUGCAGUAUCGUCUACGAUAUAACACCCGGCAUACCAGAGGGCGUUACCCGCACGAAACUGACUUAUCUUACAUGAUUCAGUUCGAUUGACACUAGACGUCGAACGGAACGGAGGGGAAUGUCACUUUCGAGUGGCGCUAUGUUCACGUCAGACGCACCGUCACUUACCUUAGCCCAUUCCUGACAGGUGUGAGCGAGUAUAUGAUAAUCCAUCCGUAUUAUACAGUGUCUGAAUAUAGUAUCAGGAUUUAGGCACUAGCACUGCAGGGGUUCUCAUUCUAAAAAGAACUGGUUUAGUUACUUUAGUGUUUUAUAAUGACACAGCAUAAUAUCGAAAAUCAUUUUCUUCAGACAGACAUGGUCGUGAAACAGAAUGAGAUUUUCACUCUACAGCGGAGUGUGCGCUGAUAUGAAACUCGAACUCGGGAUCCUUGCCUGAAGUUUGGAAAGUAGGAGACGAGGUACUGGCAGGGCGUGAGUCAUGCUUGGGUAGCUCAGAUGGUAGAGCAGUUGCCCGCGAAAGGCAAGGGUCCCGAGUUCGAGUCUCGGUCUGGCACACAGUUUUAAUCUGUCAGUAAGUUUCAUGGUCGUGAAAGCCUAUGAACGUAUGUUCCAUGCAGCUGAGAAAUAAAGGAACGUGAAAAAUGCCCUCUCUCCAAGCAUUUCAACAUUUGUUUUAACACGAAAAUGAAACAUACGACAAUGUCCAACAAUAUUUACAAGGCACCGCCAUUUCAUUCUUUUCUAUCCAAGUGCCAAAAAAGUUCAAAUAAACUGUACUUCUCUUCUA
This is a messenger RNA of Schistocerca nitens (vagrant locust), 4291 nucleotides long. RefSeq lists its product as uncharacterized. The coding region runs from base 2600 to 3355 and encodes 251 amino acids. The transcript has 4 exons. Lineage: Eukaryota; Metazoa; Arthropoda; Insecta; Orthoptera; Acrididae. The record is from RefSeq and is a predicted model, not a curated record.